Messenger RNA from Prorocentrum cordatum, 2902 nucleotides. The record is from the annotation of a GenBank genome assembly. Lineage: Eukaryota; Dinophyceae; Prorocentrales; Prorocentraceae.
CCAGGAGGCUUCCGGGCUGCCCCAGCAGCACAACGAAGCUCCGAGAGGCCAGCCGCUGCCCUUUUGGCUCUCGAGGCUGGGCUCGAGAGACGGGCCCUCGCCGGCCGAAGCCUCGCGCGGGCGACCACCGCUGCCAGGCGCAGGCCCAGGGCGCCGCUCGAGCCCGCAGCCCGACGCCCCGCUCUGUUCCACGCGGGCCAUGCCUCCGGCGCUGCCGGAGAUCGAGGGCGCCCUGGCACGCCUGGAGCGCCUCCAGAGGGCCUGGGGCGACCCAUCGGACGACCAGAGCGCCUUCCGCCGCGGGCUGCGCGCGGAGCUGCGAGCCCACGCCCUCGCGAGGGACGCGCUCGGGGCCUGCCACAGCGACCCCGCCGGCGGCGGCGGCCGGUGCUGCGCCGCGGGCGCGGGCUGUGCGGACGCGCGGAGUCCGCAGCCAGACCUGCCGGUGGCGGGCGAAGGCUGGCGCCGUCACGGCAGCAGCUGUCUCGACCACUCGGCCAGCGGGGACGGCACGUGCUCGACUGGCGAGGAUUCGUGCUCGCCGCGGUCGCCGUCUCGGGCGUACAGAGUGGGCCCGCAGGAGCCUCCUGACAGCUCCGGGUUGAAUCAUGACCGCGAUGGGAUUGAUGAUUCGCAUGCGGUGGACGACGACACCAGAAGUGAGAUCGAAGUGUCAAGGCCAAGCAAGCGGAAACACACAAUGACCAAAUCACCGACGAUGGAACUUGCGAUGUCAAUGGAGAUAGACGUACCUUGGAGCGUGGGUUCAAUAAGGCAUACUGCCUGGAAGUUGGUCCAUGGCGGUCAUGGGUUCGAUGCGGUUAUGGGCAUGGUCAUAGUCGCCAGUGCCAUAAGUGUAGGCCUGGAGAUCCAGUGGGACAUCCAAGGUAGAGAGGACCUCACGAGCGUUCUGCACGCGCUCCAGCAUGUGUAUUUGGUUAUCUUCGUGAUCGAGCUGCUAAUCCGCGCUGUGGCGGACGGUAAGAUCAUCGUGCGCAACCAGUGGUUCCAGUUCGAUGCCGUUGUGGUGGCCACGGGAGUUGUGACCUCUUGGAUCUGUGCGCCCAUCAUGGAGUUCGCUGGUACCGACCAGAGUUUCCUCGGCAUCUUCUCCAAAUUGUUGAUUGUUCGCACACUGCGCCUCCUGCGCCUCGUGCGCGCCUUCCGCCUGAUGGAGGAGUUCCAGGACAUCUGGAAGCUCGUGUCGGGCCUGGGGAGCUCUUUGCGGACCGUGCUCUCGGCGGCCCUCCUGAUAGUGCUUGCAAUCUACGUGUUCGCCUGCGCCGGCGUCGAGCUGAUCACGAGAAACGAUACUUUGCUACAGGAUCCAGAAACUGCGAGCGUGGUAGAAAAUCAUUUCAGGACGGUGCAGCUAACGAUGCUUACGUUGUUCCGGUUCACCAAUGCGGAUUCCAUCUCGUCAAUCUAUACGCCUCUUGUGAGUAAGGCGUGGUAUUUGGCAUUCUACUUCGGUGCAUUAUGGCUCACGGUCACUGUGUCGCUGAUGACAUCCGUGGCUGCUGUGAUUGUCGAUAAUGCCAUCGCUCGAGGUGGCCAGGACAGGGAUAUGAGGACGCAUUGUUUACGGAAGAAGCUGAAGGCCCUGACGCCCUACAUCAAUUCUAUUUUUUCUCAAUUGGAUUUGGACGGGGACGGGGUUUUGCAGUUGAGCGAGGUCAUGGCAGGACUCGAGAGAUUCGAAGGUCUUGAGACUUUGCCAGACGACCUCCAAAAGCUAUUGGUAUCGGACAACCUUGUCGAUUUGUAUGAGUUUCUCGAUUCGGAUGGGUCCGGUAUGGUUGAUCGAGAGGAGUUCUUCGAUGGAGUUUGCCAUUUGGCACUCGAGAGCGUUCCAAUCGAAACUACCCAAACGCUGCAGCUCCUGCGAUCGCAGCACAGGGCCCUGGAGCUGAUCAGAGACGUGACGUGCCUCCAGGGAAACCAGGCUGUACUUGCAGCCGACCACCCGCAAGGAGCUGAAACCCUGAGUGUGAUGGUUGUUCCAAAGUUUCGGAUAAGACGGGAUGAAGAUUCCGUCGGGGCGGUGACCAUAAAGCCUAAAGUAUUCAGCAUUCCCUUGGAGUCGCCAUUAGAGACGCCAUGCGCAGUAAACUCGGGCAUCUCCAUGUCAGUACAUCCGGAGUUGUGACCGGUCACCGCAUGCACCGUUCCGAGACGAGCAUGGACGUUUACGGUCAUUCUCAUCUUUCCGCAGUCUAACAGAGUGGGGUGCGGAGGGAGCAUCGAGAAGGUGCUUGGGAAUAUUGAUCGACGAUGCCAUGCCUCCUUGUAGUCACGCAGCGCAGCUAUUCUGUUUCGUUGUGCGUGACGGCGUGUCAGAGUGAAGGGUUCAUCCGGUUCGACAGUGACCUCGGACGCUAGGUUGAGACGGUGUCAGGGAUCGGUUGAUGGGCCAGGUUCAGAUCGUGUUUUUCUCAGGAAAAAAUGCUUGUCUCCGAUCUUCGACAAUUUGAGCAUUUAUCUUUACAUCGGCCUCGGCAGUGCUGUCUCCUCCUCUCAUCCCCUCCCCUCCUUUCUUGAUUAUACUUCUCUUCUCCUCCUCCCAGCCGGUACCAUGUCGGACCAGGCCUUUGGGUUCCCUAUAUCGUCGGCGCAGCAAUGUUCUUGUCAGCUAAAUAGCUGAACGACGUUGGUGGCUUUCGCAUCGACAGGUAACGGUGUGGGUUUCACGGAUCACCCGUCCACCCGCCCCCUUUCAGGCCCAUUUUGGGCCCAAGGUUGGCGUCAUUAUGCUUGAUUUUCCCUAGUGCGGUAGAGUUGGAUCUUAAUUUCAAGGCUCACACAUUACCGAAUUCACGCUCUGCUCACUUUGAAGCCAGAUAUUGCAAAAGAUGCCAAUGCACGCUGUGGAACUCCCGCGAAAGGAUUUGUUUGGAAAACG